GAUUAAUUUUAACAAUUGUACCUUAUAAGAUAAUUAAAAAUAUGAGUCGCCAUUUACAACCCUUGGAAGAUAUUUUGAGAGAAAUUCUACCAGAACUUGAAGAACCUAUAUUGUUUCAGAACAUGUUACAAAAUUCUGAUAAUUCUUAUGAAUGGAAAUUACUUCAGUGGAGCCUGACUGAAUUGGUUGAAAAGUUUGGAAAUAAGAAGUUACCAUUUCGAAUUGGUAAUCAUAACAAGCGUACAUGUGUUCUUCAACAUCAUCAUUGGUGCUUGAGUCCUCCUGUAAAACCAGUUCAAUUAACGUUUCAAGAAUUUAUUGAUUUACAAGAAACAAAGCAGAAUAAUAUAUGGCAUUACUGUGAUUAUAAGCAUAUAAAAGAGUGGCUCAAUGAUAAUACAGACAUUAUAGAAUCUUUUAAUUGGCUCAAAUUCGGGAUUGACAAAGAACUUGGUAAAAAUGGAAUGCAUUCUACUAUUUGGAUUGGAGGCAAAGGUGCUCAUACUGAUUGUCAUUGGGAUACCUAUGGUUAUAAUUUAGUAGCACAAAUACAUGGCAGGAAACAAUGGUUGCUUUAUCCACCUAAUGCUUCUCUGAUACCAGUUAGACUUCCUUACGAGGAGUCGACUGUAUAUAGCAGAUUUAAUAUUUAUUGCCUAAGUGAAGAAGAAAAAGAUUGUUUGUUGGAUAUACCAGACAAACCAAAAUUAAUAACUCUAGAACCUGGAGAUGUUUUAUUUGUGCCUAAUGGUUGGUGGCAUUACGUGGAAUCUUUAGAUAAAGUCAAUGUAAGCGUUAAUAUAUGGGGAAAACUGAAAACAGAUAGCAGAGCACGAGUCGAGGAAGCUCUAGUAAAAUUGAUAAUAGCCAAGAUGGGAGAUUAUAAUCAGUUUCCGAAUAAGUUAACUACAUAUUAUACAACAGAAGUCGAAUGUGCUGUUGAACGUGCACAAGAAGAGGAGCAGGAGAAACAAACGGAGAUGGUUCCAAAAAUACCAGCGAAAAGACCUAAACCUAAACCAGAAACUGCAACAGAAUUAGCAGAAGAAUACCCCUAUUAUGUUAAAUUGUUACCUGAUGCAAAGGAGCACGAAUUUAAAGAAUUUAUUGAAGAAAGACGUAAAAGAGACAAGGAGAAGUAUCCAUCAGAAGAAACAAGUGCAUCUGGAGAUUAUGUACCUAAUCCUCAAUAUGACUCAUUUUUUGAAUCUCUUAUCAAUGCUUUAUGUCAUCCAGAAGUUAUUAGUAAAGCAGCAAAAGUAUUAUUAGAAAGACAUUACUAA
Trachymyrmex cornetzi is the source of this 1283-nucleotide messenger RNA. It is a transcript of the gene HSPBAP1, whose product is annotated as HSPB1 associated protein 1. The record is from RefSeq and is a predicted model, not a curated record. NCBI's taxonomy places the organism in Eukaryota, Metazoa, Arthropoda, Insecta, Hymenoptera, Formicidae. The transcript has 4 exons. The coding region runs from base 42 to 1283 and encodes 413 amino acids.